AGAGUUACUGAGAUGCUUCAUGUCCUGUAAUACAUCUGUGGUUGUGCGUGUGUGUGUGUCAUAAUUGUAAGUGGUCUUUAUCAGUGAGGGCCAGCUGGUAGUCUCACACACACACACACUCUGACCCCUCAGAGAAGAGAAACACACGUCUUCUUCUAAAGACACGCUGCACUAAAGUGAUUGGUAAACAUGAAGGGGCUUCUGUUGCUGUGUCUGCUCCCCUUGUUUGGAGCUCAAAGGUCAUCAGCAUGCCCCCACCUUUGCUCCUGUCAUGGCAGUCAGGUGGACUGCAGCAGCAGGUCUCUCACCUCCUCCUCGCUGCCCACCAGUUUCCCUGCAGGAACCACCUCCCUCCUUCUCCACAACAACCGGCUGACGAGCCUCCCCAAUGGGCUCCUGGAUGACCUGACCUCUCUCCGCUCUGUCUCCCUUCAUGGUAACCACUGGGAUUGUGACUGUGGCAUCUUCUACGUGCGAGCCUGGCUGCUGCGUCAGCCUGCCAACGUCAUAUCCCACCUGGGCGUCAACUGCAGCUUUCCUCCUGGCCUGAGAGGGCGGCUGGUGGUGUAUUUAACAGAGAAGGAGGUCCUUGAUACCUGCCAUUACUGGUACUGUGACUUGGCUCUGGCCUCGCAGGUGUGUCUGUUUGUGUUUGUUGUGGUGCAGGCAGCUCUGCUGGUGGCUCUCAUCGUAUUUUUGAGGCGGUUUGAGAGGCUGUCCAAAGAGGCCAGGAGAACCACAGAGGAGAGCUUCACAGCAGGGGAGAGCGUGAGGGAGAAUGAAUACACUCAUUUGAAGGAGAGCAGCAUCUGAGAUGGAGCUGUAAUGCUUUGUCAUUUUUAGACACAAAAGAAGAAAAAGAAGAGCAGCUGUUAUUUGCACAUUGGAGAGAAAAGGCCUCUCACAUGCUUUUGUGUUUCAGAUUAUACCAUAAAU
This is a messenger RNA of Etheostoma cragini (Arkansas darter), 936 nucleotides long. It is a transcript of the gene gp1bb, whose product is annotated as glycoprotein Ib platelet subunit beta. NCBI's taxonomy places the organism in Eukaryota, Metazoa, Chordata, Actinopteri, Perciformes, Percidae. The record is from RefSeq and is a predicted model, not a curated record. The transcript is spliced from 2 exons. The coding region runs from base 190 to 813 and encodes 207 amino acids.